Lactuca saligna is the source of this 402-nucleotide messenger RNA. The record is from the annotation of a GenBank genome assembly. NCBI's taxonomy places the organism in Eukaryota, Viridiplantae, Streptophyta, Magnoliopsida, Asterales, Asteraceae.
AUGGUUGGCAGCCAUGGUGGUCUUCCAUGGUUUCCGGCCAAACCAACACCAUACAUGAAAAGCACAACAGCAAGAGGGACAGCACGUGCGACUUGGCUCGAACAAAAAACCCAACACCCACCUGUGGUGGGCUACGAUGACAGUAGCUUCAUGGGAGAACAACUACACGAUGCAACCACGACGAACCCCAACGGCCGCAACCACGACCGACUUCUCUCACGACCACAGGGCCGGUUCCUAUGGUCUUUUCUCGGCUACAACAACGUUCGGAGGCAGGAACUGGAAAAAGGAUACGACGGCCCAUUGCUUCGAAGGCACCGGACAACAGCGGCGGUUUCACAUCGGCAGCAGCUAUCGUCAACGGCGGCGACGUUGGCUGAAGCGGAGAAGGAAGAAAAGUAG